Molecule: messenger RNA, 1928 nt
Organism: Lottia gigantea (owl limpet)
Lineage: Eukaryota; Metazoa; Mollusca; Gastropoda; Lottiidae
Exons: 11
Coding region: 132-1730 (532 amino acids)
Biological process (GO): negative regulation of DNA-templated transcription
Molecular function (GO): histone deacetylase binding
Source: RefSeq, a predicted model, not a curated record
AGUAAACAACACAAUAUGCAAUUGACAUUAGGCAGGGACGAAGCCGUAACUCACAAUAUGGGCCUAAUUAUUUAAUAUUUCCAGUCUACUUACCUUCAAGAUAAACUUACCUACACGAUUAAACUUGCAUUAUGGAUCCUCGUAAACAAAUGUUAAAAGACCCAGCUGAAAUGGCUAAAUUUAUUGACGAUUAUGCCAGAGACAACCCAGAAGCCUUUGCUGAGUUUUCUAAAGAAAUGGAAUAUAAUAUGAAGAAUUGUGAAAAUCGUGAAGAAGAAAUUUGUAAAUUACCAAAAGAAGAUACAGUAUGGUUGAUUGUAGAACAACCCACAGAAAAGCUAGAUGGUAAAGAACAAAGAUGUUUAAUAUUAUUAGAUAAAGAAAAACAGUAUUUGGCCUAUCAUAUGGAGGAACUAACAGUCAAAACAUUUAUAAAGCAAUGUUAUUCUUUAGUAUGUUUAGGAUGUCUGUAUCCAUUGUCAGGAAAAUCACGGAGACCAAGAUUGGUCACAUUUAAAGACCCUGAAGUAGCAAGGUCAAAUAUUCUUGAUAUAUCCAAGUUAAAAAUCAGGUACAUUAAUCCGGAUUCUGCAGAUAGAGUUUUGCCUGAUCCAGAAUUGGAAUAUGUGAGAGAAUGUUCUUCAUGUAGAAGAAGGGGUUCUCCUAGUCUGUUUAAAGAAUGUGCUGCUUGUACAGGAUCAGUGUACUGUUCUAAAGAAUGUCAAACUCGUGAUUGGAAGAGGACAGAUGAGCUUAAAGAACAUGGACAUAAAAAAUGGUGUAAAUUGAUCAAAUCCUACAUAGCCAAAACAGAUGAACUUGCAACAUUUCCUUUUACAUUCACUAAAGAAACAACAGAUAAAGAGUUUCAUCAAUAUAGAUAUAAAAAGUUUCUAGAAGAUAGAGGUGUUUAUAAUCAAGGUUUAUGGAGAAGAGAAUGUCCUCUUUCUUUGUCUGAUACUGGACCUUGUAUAUUUGGUCAGCUAUCAUCAGAUGAUAAUCCUUAUAUACUACCAUCAGAGACAGCCAUUUUGUCGUGUAAACCUGAUAAAUCUAUACCAAGUAUUAAAGAACCAUUGAGAGAUUGGCAGACAUACUAUGAUUGGCGUGGUUUUAAACUAGAUUCACCUAUAGCCAUCUUGUUACAUAUACCUAUUACUUUAUAUCAUGUAGUGAUAUUCUACUUUGCUCAACAAUAUAAUGAUCAAUGGAGGCAAAUAGAGUCAGAUGAGAAGAUGAUCAUUCAUAUAUUAGGAGUUGAAAAAGAGGUUGAAAUGUUGAUGGUAUUUCAGGAAUUCGGUUAUUUAUUGCCCAAUAUUGAAUUUGAAAUACAUAUGUUUGGAGUGGAACUUCAUGAUACUGUUAAUAAUACUAAUAAAAAUUAUGGUAAUAUAAGUAUUACUAUACAUAAACAACUAUAUCAUGAUUAUAAUGGUGAUAAACCACAUUUAGCUAUUGGGUUUAAUGCUGGAAUUAGUGCUUAUUUAAAUUGGGGAGAUACUAUCAUUAAAUUGAAAAAUGAAAAUAUACCCAGUUAUUUUACUGAUUAUUGUCAGUAUAGUUGUGAAUGUUCUAGAAGAGCUUUAUCAAGUGUAUCAAUAACUGCUGAACCAACCCUUAUCAAUCCAUUCCGUAAUCCUGUCAGGAAAAUAUGUACUGAGAACAAUAUGCCUUGGUAUAGUAAUGGCUUUAUUUUCAAACUUAAUUAUACUGAGGAAGCUGAAAGGUAAAGAGUUGCCAGAAUUGACAUUCUAAGAAGGACUUUUUUCUAAUAAGCAGAAUUACAGUCCAAGUUUUAUUUCAGUUUUCAUAAUCAGAGGGGGCAGCAAGUUUUUCGGGCAAAAUCUCAAAACUAGGUUAGAAAUAAAUAGAUAGAGAUAAACUAAAUAAAGUCUUUGAAUGGCAUUUAGCAUAAAACUUUAACCAGU